This is a messenger RNA of Chelmon rostratus (copperband butterflyfish), 7216 nucleotides long. RefSeq names its product diacylglycerol kinase, eta (gene dgkh). Gene Ontology annotation, molecular function: ATP-dependent diacylglycerol kinase activity. Bases 160 to 3699 code for a protein of 1179 amino acids. Gene Ontology annotation, biological process: intracellular signal transduction; diacylglycerol metabolic process; lipid phosphorylation. The transcript has 29 exons. NCBI's taxonomy places the organism in Eukaryota, Metazoa, Chordata, Actinopteri, Chaetodontiformes, Chaetodontidae. The record is from RefSeq and is a predicted model, not a curated record.
GUGCGAUGUUGUGGCAGCGGAGGGAGGACGAGGCCAAUUAAACAGCAUCUAACAGCGAGCAUAUGAGUGGUGUAAGGACCGCGAGGCAGGCUGUGAAUCCCUCCACCUCUCCCUGAUUCGUUUCUUUUCUCCCCGGAGUGGACGGAGGGGUCUGGGACUAUGGAGGACUACCACUACAAGCGCAGCCCUGCCUGGGAGGAACUGGAGCCGGAGAAAGGCCCGGCGUCCGCGGCGGGGAUCCAUGCCCAUGUGGUGGGGGCUGUCGCCGGUUCCGGCGCUGCGGACGAGUCCUCUGACAGCGAAGCAGAGCAGGAAGGCCCGCAGAAACUGAUCCGGAAAGUGUCCACCUCUGGUCAGAUCAGGAGCAAGACAAGUAUAAAGGAGGGAUUGUUGCUGAAACAGACCAGCUCAUUCCAGAGGUGGAAAAAACGCUAUUUCAAACUGAGAGGCAGAACUCUCUAUUACGCCAAAGAUGCCAAGUCCCUUAUCUUUGACGAGGUGGACCUGUCAGAUGCCAGCGUUGCAGAGUCCAGCACAAAGAAUGUCAACAACAGCUUCACAGUGAUCACUCCGUUCCGUAGGCUCAUCCUCUGUGCCGAGAACAGGAAAGAGAUGGAGGACUGGAUCAGUUCGCUGAAGUCCGUCCAGUCCAGAGAGCAUUACGAGACGGCACAGUUUAAUGUGGAACAUUUCUCAGGGAUGCACAACUGGUACGCCUGCUCCCAUGCACGGCCCACCUUUUGCAACGUCUGUAAAGAUAGCUUGUCUGGAGUCACGUCUCACGGCCUCUCCUGUGAAGUGUGCAAAUUCAAAGCCCAUAAACGCUGUGCUGUCAGAGCCACUAAUAACUGUAAAUGGACAACCCUGGCUUCCAUAGGGAAGGAUAUCAUUGAGGAUGAGGAUGGGAUUGCUAUGCCUCACCAGUGGUUGGAAGGCAACCUGCCUGUCAGUGCCAAGUGUGCCGUGUGUGAUAAGACAUGUGGCAGCGUACUGAGACUGCAGGACUGGCGCUGCCUGUGGUGCAAAGCUAUGGUGCACACAGCCUGUAUGGACCUGUACCCCCGCAAAUGUCCACUGGGUCAAUGCAAAGUCUCCAUUAUUCCCCCCACUGCGCUCAACAGCAUCGACUCAGAUGGUUUCUGGAAAGCCACCUGCCCCCCAUCAUGUGCCAGUCCCCUUCUGGUCUUUGUCAACUCCAAAAGUGGUGACAACCAGGGAGUGAAAUUUCUACGACGCUUCAAGCAGCUCCUCAACCCUGCUCAAGUUUUCGACCUGGUCAAUGGUGGGCCGCACCUCGGUCUGCGCUUGUUUCAGAAGUUUGACAACUUCCGGAUUCUGGUGUGUGGAGGCGAUGGGAGUGUGGGCUGGGUCCUCUCGGAGAUUGACAAACUCAAUCUUCACAAACAGUGCCAGCUUGGGGUGUUGCCCUUAGGCACGGGCAACGAUCUGGCACGCGUGCUGGGCUGGGGCCCAUCGUGCGACGAUGACACCCAGCUGCCCCAGAUACUGGAGAAGUUGGAGAGAGCCAGCACCAAGAUGCUGGACCGCUGGAGCAUCAUGACCUAUGAGAUUAAGAUCCCACCCAAACACAGCUGCCCCACCACGCCUGAGGGAGCUGACGACUGCCAGUUUCACAUUUCAGCCUAUGAAGACUCAGUAGCUGCUCACCUGACAAAGAUCCUCAACUCUGAGCAGCACUCUGUGGUCAUCUCCUCUGCCAAGAUCCUGUGCGAAACAGUGAAGGAUUUUGUUGCCAAAGUGGGGAAAGCCUAUGAAAAAAGCACAGAGAACGCUGAGGAGUGCGACACUAUGUCUCUCAAAUGUGCCAUCCUGAAUGAGAAGCUGGACUCCCUCCUCCAGACCCUGAACACAGAGUGCCAGGCUUUACCUUCACUUCCCCACUCCACUCCUCCUAUUGUAGAGGAGGAGCAGGAAGAGGAGGAGGAAGAGGAGGAGGCCAGCGUGGAGAGCCUGACAGAGCUGAAGGAGAAGCUGGAGGAGGAGGAGACGGAGAAGGGACACCAGCUGUUCAAAAGCAGGGAGCAGCUGAUGCUGAGGGCCAACAGUCUGAAGAAAGCUGUGCGGCAGAUCAUAGAACAGGCCGAGAGAGUGGUUGAUGAGCAGAACGCCCAUACAGAGGAGACCGAGCUGCCAUCUCCUCUCGAGUUCAGGAAGUACAGCGAAGAGGAGAACAGAGACAGCGAAAAGGAUGAGGAUACCAAGGAACUGGAAGCAGUGCCACCUGCUAAGAGUCCCUGUUCUCCAACGGAGAGGAGGGUGAGCCGCAGCACCCAGUCCUGUGGCUCCUUCACCAUCACCCCCUUCACCACCAGCAAGGAGAACCUCCCUGUACUCAACACACGCAUCAUCUGCCCUGGCUUGCGGGCAGGUCUGGCUGCCUCCAUCGCUGGCAGCUCCAUCAUUAGCAAGAUGCUGCUGGCUAACAUCGACCCCUUUGGUGCCACACCCUUCAUCGACCCCGACCUUGAUUCACUGGAGGGCUACAUGGAGAAGUGUGUGAUGAACAACUACUUUGGCAUCGGCCUGGAUGCCAAGAUCUCCCUAGAGUUCAACAACAAACGAGAGGAGCACCCAGAGAAAUGCAGGAGUCGUACCAAGAACAUGAUGUGGUAUGGUGUUCUGGGUACAAAGGAGCUUCUGCAGAGAACCUACAAGAACCUGGAGCAGAAGGUCCAGCUAGAGUGUGACGGCCAGUACAUCCCCCUGCCCAGCCUUCAGGGGAUCGCAGUGUUAAAUAUUCCUAGCUACGCAGGUGGGACCAACUUCUGGGGUGGCACCAAGGAGGAUGAUAUCUUCUGUGCCCCAUCAUUUGAUGAUAAGAUCCUGGAAGUUGUGGCUGUGUUUGGGAGCAUGCAGAUGGCUGUGUCCAGAGUCAUUAAACUGCAACACCACCGCAUAGCACAGUGUCGAACAGUAAAGAUUACCAUACUAGGUGAUGAGGGGGUUCCAAUUCAGGUCGACGGUGAGGCCUGGAUCCAACCGCCUGGAGUCAUCAAGAUCCAGCACAAGAACAGAGCUCAGAUGCUCACCAGAGACCGGGCAUUUGAAAACACAUUGAAGUCAUGGGAGGACAAGCUGAAGUAUGAUAAGCCUCCGUUGCGGCCUCACCUCUACCCGCAGCAGUCUGUGGAUCUGGCUACAGAGGACGAGGCUGCCCUAGUGCAGAUGUGCUCCAGAGCUGCAGAGGAGCUCAUUACAAGGAUAUGCGAGGCUGCAAAGACCAAUGGGCUUUUAGAGCAGGAGCUGGCUCAUGCUGUUAAUGCUGCAUCUCACGCCAUCAACAAAACACACCCGAAGUUCCCAGAGAGUCUCACCAGAAACACAGCUAUAGAGGUGGCCAGCACUGUCAAGGCUCUGUACAAUGAGACAGAGUCUCUUCUGUUGGGCCGAGUCUCUCUGCAACUGGACCCACCAGAGGAGGAGCAACUGUCUAAUGCUCUGCAGAGUGUGGAGUUGGAACUGGGCAAACUGGGAGAGAUCCCCUGGCUCUACCAUAUACUGCAGCCCAAUGAUGAGGAGGACCACUCUCUGGGUUACGGCAAGAGGAACAGUCGCAGCAGCAUGUUUCGCAUAGUGCCCAAGUUCAAGAAGGAAAAGGCAGCCAAGAAGACGAGCCCUCAGACAGGAUCUGGGGAUAUCGAAAGUGGGUCAUAUGAAGAGAAUUCUCCAGGGAACUAAGGACCUGGCCAAGGUCUCCAUUGUUGACCUCUAACCCAGAAGAAGACGCUACCCAAGAGCAGAAACAAACAUUCCCCUUGCAUCAGUGGAUCAGUUUGGGAGCGGUGAAGGAGAAGAUAGGUGUUCAAGGAGAGCUGGAUUUGAUCCCUCUGUUUAGAAAGCCUUUGUGAUGUUGUUAACAAGAUAUGUUUGUGUGUUUGUUGCUUUGGUGCCAAAAUGACAAAGUCAACAAAGCUGAUGGAAGUGCAAAAGAAAGUCAUGGAUCUUCACAAUAAAAGCCAUUUCUAAGUUAAUAUCCAUCAUAGCACAUAAUCAGGUAUGCAACUAACCAUGCUGUUGACAGUUGACUUGUCUGAGUUAACAAUCUAGUAGCAAAACCAGAACUUCCAUCAGUGUGGGAUUACGUUUCAGUUCAGUGAGGUUUGCUGGAUCUCUUCCUCUCAUUGCAGAGCUGGCGAUGCUUUAAAGCAGCCGUCAGGUUUGAGUAGCACAGCUGUUCAGUAGAGACUGAAAAGAUAAACUUGUAACAUCACAGUCUAGGUGGUUAUCCUGAAGGUGUGGUGUCUGAAAACUACAGGAUACUGUCGCAUGCUAUGCUUGCUCAGUUUAAGAUAUGUUUAAUUGCAUGAUUAGUGUCUUGAUUUUGUGUGUGCGUGUGUGUAUGUGGGUGUGUGGGUGUGUGUGCAAAAUAACACUUGAACAGGUUUUACAUGACUUAAGUAUUAUGAUGCCAUUUGUUACUACUGAAAGCAUCCUUUUUGGUCUAAAUCAAACUUUUUUUCUAGCUUUAAUUUAUUUUGUUUGCAUGAUAGUGAUGUGUCAAAGAUUUGUGUCAAGUGCCAUAUUUUCAGUCAUUUAAAAAUGUAAAAUGUGCUUUAUUGGUAGACAUCAUAAGAAGUUUUUAAAAAGCUGUUGAUUAGGUAUGAAUAUAUGGAAUUAAUAUCUGUAAGUUGACACAUUCUCUGUGGAUGUGAAAAUCAGUACCAAAGUGAAUGUCUAAGAAAACAUGAUCAUGUGAUGACUUUCAAUUCAAUCCGUUCAAUUUCACCUCUUAAUUUUGUAGGUCAGUAGGUCUUAGGUCUUAAACGCAUUUAAGGUGGGACACAGGAUUAGUAUUGGUCAAGAGGAAGGUAAAAUUGUUGGUUUCAAGCCAACCAUGUAUACUGUAGGGAUGUUGAGUUUUUUAAGGAAUACUUAAAAGGCACUUUUUACUUCUUGCUAUAUGCAAGUGCAAAUUCUCAUAUCAUUACAUAGAGUGAACGGUUCACCUCAACUUUUUAACUUUUGCCAAUUUAUCACAGUAUUUAAUACUAAUGAGAAUAGGAGUUAGAUAUCGGUUUUGAAAAUGUACAGUUAUAGAGCAGGUGAUCUGCAGUCUGCAUAGUGUUGCAUUGCAUAGCAGGUGCAGCUUUUUUUCUUCAAAUUACAACAGAGAUGUUGAUAGAACACUACUUUACUUGUUAGUUUCUUCUAAGACUGCUGGCAUUACAGGGUAUAUUUGAUGUGUGAUACUCAGUUUGUGUGUGUGAGCGUGUGUGUGUGGGUGUGUGAAUCCUCAUCACACCCACCCACACACACACACACGCGCAUACAUUAUACCAGUGUAUGCAAUGCAAUGCUGGAAGUGUUGUACUCUAAUGCAUUUGUAGAUUGCUGACAUGGCAUGCAUUGUGAAGAACCUACACAUUUGAUUGUGUAUAUUACACCAUAGCAAUUGUGUAUUGAUGAUUUUGUUCUAAUCUCCUGUACAUGAUAAUGCUGUUGUAUUCUAAUGAUGGUGCAAUAUUUUAUCUCUUGUUUUGAUACUGUCUCUGCAGCUUUCUGACAUGAUGCUUCUCAGCGGGGGGAAAAAACCUUGAAAGAGUUUUUUGUACAUGUACUCCUCCUCAAGGUUUGGGGAUUAGAUUUUAAAAAUUAGACCCGUAGACAGACUGCUUUUUCUUACGGACUCCAAAUUUCUUCCAGCGGUUCACUAGUUUGUAGUUUUGCUCCUCCGUGCUUCCAAGAUGAUUCAGUAAAGUAGGACUGUGUCAAUGAAUGAGUAGAAUGGGCAGACAUGACUGUGUUAAUAUGUAAUAUGUAUCACAAUGGGUUUAUGUGCAUUUGGGUGUGUCUACUCCAACAGUGGCAUAUUGAACCUUAUAAAGAAUUUUAUACUUGUCAUUGCCAACUAAUUUUACCAUGUAAUUUUAACUCUGAUCAUUUGGUUUUCCCCCUUUGGAGAAUAAUUUGUUGCUUGUAUUUUGGUUAUAAUUCUUCCUUUUUCCCUCGCAGAGUAUUAUACCUUCUGUUAAGAAUUAGUUUAAAAACCUACUUUUUUAUUUUACUGAACAUUGAAUGCUAAAAUGUAACAAGGCACGCAAGUUAUUAUACAUCAAAGUAUCCUAAGUAACAAUAGCAUGUGAGUGAAUCAGGGGCUGAAUUAACAGUAGUCAUGCGUUGUUUCUAACAUCCCAACAGAGGGGGUUCUGUUACAUCUCAUAUAUCUACGGUCCAUGCCUCUCGUUGUCUAAGAGUAGGCUACAAUGUUAUCAUUGCUUAUGUCGACAACCAGUUAUGUCAGACUACUUUGUUCAGUAUACUGUAGUGUUGCUCAUUGACAUGCAGAAAUCAAUAAGCCUAUAAAUCAAAUUCCAAUCCAUGAUAAGUAUUUUUUUCAUGUUCAUCAAUUGUUGAUCCUGCAACUCAUAGCCAAAGAUAGGUAUUAGUUACUAUAAACCACAAAUUUACAUACAUCAGAAGUUCCUCUGCCUGACCGAAGAUCAUUUAGUCUGAUGGACAGAACUCUGCCUUUCAUUCAUUUAAUAGAUUAGAUUCAUUGUGAACUAUUUGAUGACAGCUGGCCUUUUGCUAGCCAGACUCUAGGGUGGUGGAUAUAGUGUUCACUUAAUCUCAAGUGUUUUGGCCCCAGACUCCAGGCAAAAGAAUGCUUGACUUUUCCAUACGAAGUGGGAGUAGCCACCUUUCUCCCUUGCUGUUUUCAAGUGGUCUGUAAAUAAUGCUGCAAACUGCCUGGUUUUCAAAAACCAACGAAACCCAUGCAAGGAUCUCAGAAAGACAGGAUAACAUAUGGUCUUUCACAUGGUUCCUAAAGUGAUGGGAGAAAAGUGAGUUUCAUUUGUUUACAUUAUGUUUACAAUAGCACAGUUUUAAUUUUUAAGAAUAUAUAUGUAGGUAUAAACAAUAUUUGCAUAUUUAUUGCCUAAGGUUAAAUGAUAUAAUGUGUAUUGUGUUUUCACAUUUGGAAUAUAAUGUUACAGUUGUCACCUGUAUUACUAUCUGGAUGAUUUUGGUAAAGUAGUUAAUAAUUUUUAUGACUACUAAGUGACUGUUUUCUGUGCCUUUUUAUUGUUAGAAUGCAUGGUUAACUAUUUAUUACAAUUUGGAGUCACUGAGAUGUGUAUUUUUGUAUUCUGAAUAAAUAAAUGGUUCAGCUUUUGUUGUACAUUUUUAAGGUGCCUUAAAAUAGGCUACCUGUUCAUAUCUUUCUUCUUCAAUAAAACCAAAUACAUAUGCA